This is a messenger RNA of Adineta ricciae, 1041 nucleotides long. The record is from the annotation of a GenBank genome assembly. NCBI's taxonomy places the organism in Eukaryota, Metazoa, Rotifera, Eurotatoria, Adinetida, Adinetidae.
AUGUCUAAAGAAUCCUGUGAUAUUCCAACGAUAUCAAUAAAUGAUAAUGAAAUGAAAGACUUAUUAAAAUACCUUUACAAAAAUGAAUCUUUAUUAAAAGAAUAUGGCGGUAUUAAAUUAAUUCCAUCCGGAGAUUUUCGAAAUAAUUUAAAAAAGACAUCAAUAAAUCUUUCAUCUUGUUCAACCAUUCAGCAAGUUAAACAGAUUGAUAAUGAUAAUUUGAUUUAUUCAAUAAAAACAAUUCCAUUGAAUGAAAAUCAACAAAUUGAAAGAGAAAAUUGUUUAAUCGAUGAUCAAAUAUUUUGGCUGUUAUUACCAAAUGGUUGUCAAACACAAAAUCUUCCAAGUAUUUCAUCUAUUCCAAAUCAAUCAUUAUUUUUAAAACGUGUUCAACGUAAUCAACUAGAUUUCCACCAGUUACCUUAUCAAUCAUUACUGAAAUUAUGUGGAAAAAAAUUUUGUAAGAAUCAUUAUUCAUCAACAUUAAGUCAAGCGCAUGGAUCUGCUUCGAUAUUUCCGUUAUCUUCAAAUAAACAAGAUCUUUAUCAAUUUAACUAUCAUUAUCAAGGUGGGAUCCGUUAUUGGUAUAUAAUACCAUUUAAUGAAAGAAUUAAAUUAGAACAUCUUAUGAAAGAAAAUUAUUCGUCAAUAUGUUUUGAACAUACUGAUAUUUUAGUCGACCCUUUAUUAUUUAAUAAAUAUAAUAUUAAAUAUAAUAAAGUUGUUCAACACCCAAAUGAAAUUCUUAUUUUAUCGUCUGGAAUUCUUUCACAAAGUUUUACUCAAAAUGAAAUUUUAUCGGAAUCAAUUCAUUUUGCGUUACCAAAUUGGUUUUAUGAUCACUUGACAAGCAAUUCUUUUUUAUCAUAUCAUUUUCAAUUAUCUUCGAAUUUAAGUAAAGAAGAAUUAAUCGAUUUUAAUUUAUUUAAUAAUAGCAAUAUUGAAAAGUAUAUCCAAAAAUAUCUUCAAAUCAAUAGUCAUCAAAGUGAAGAUUCCACAUCAGAUAAAGAUACACCGUUUCCUAAUGAUGUUAAUGAGUAA